Messenger RNA from Strigops habroptila (Kakapo), 2359 nucleotides. RefSeq names its product adhesion G protein-coupled receptor G3-like. The transcript is spliced from 12 exons. Gene Ontology annotation, molecular function: G protein-coupled receptor activity. NCBI's taxonomy places the organism in Eukaryota, Metazoa, Chordata, Aves, Psittaciformes, Psittacidae. The coding region runs from base 1 to 1686 and encodes 561 amino acids. Gene Ontology annotation, cellular component: membrane. The record is from RefSeq and is a predicted model, not a curated record. Gene Ontology annotation, biological process: adenylate cyclase-activating G protein-coupled receptor signaling pathway; cell surface receptor signaling pathway.
AUGGCUCAGGAAGCUGCUGUGGCCUCCAAAGACCCUUUGGUCCCCCCAUCCCUGCCCGCGCACUCAGUACCACGCUGCCCAGCAGUCACCUUGCUCCCCUCCUGCACAGCCCUGGGGCAGGGUGGUGGGCGGCACCAGUGCUGCAAUGUGAUGGUGCAGCUGGAGGAGCGAGGGGACAGGACGCUCAGCCCUGACCUGCCCCAGCGCUGCCCGGAGCUGGGGCGCUUGGGCAGCCCCACGUGUGCCUACCUGCGGGAGCGCUGGCUCAGGCUGCUACAGGUGGUGGGGCCAGUGCUGCACAGUCGGCUCGCUGGGGUGAAGGUGCUGCUUCUGAACGUCAGCAGGGCUGUCACCCAAGACGUCCUCAUCGCUUUUUCUCCCAUGGAGCGCCCCAGGAUGCUGAAUGUGACGGAGAAGGGGAAGGCAGGGAAAAUCCAUCUCCCCCAGGGGAUAUUCCGGUCCCUGAGCACCCAGACAAUGUGCGUGGUGGUAAUGGUCCUCAACAUCCUACAGCUGGGCAUGUUCCAGGUUGUCAACCAGACAGGGCAGGUCCUGGAUGACACCGUGGUGGGCAUCACAGUGGGAGAGAUGAGCAUCUCUGGGCUGCGGGACAUCGUGCAGCUCACCUUCGCCAAUGGGCAGCUGCCGCAGGGCAUCACCCCACAGUGUGUCUUCUGGGAUCCCAGCAAAGGGCAGGCAGGAGGCUGGAGCAGCAGCAGAUGUGACACGCAGCCCAGGGACAAGGGGACAGACUGCUCCUGUAACCAUCUCACCUUCUUCACCCUCCUCCUCAACCCAGCCCUGGAUGAGCCCACAGCACAAGCCCUGAUGACUGUUGCCACUGCUGGCUGUGGGAUAGCCAUGGCUUUCUCCAUCUUCACCAUCGCCUUCUGCAUCUUCUUCAGGUGCAGGUUCAGGUCUGAGGAGACCCUCCGCAUCAACCUGGGGCUGCAUGAGAACCUGGUGGGCAGCCUGCUCCUCCUGAAUCUGGCCUUCCUGCUCAACAGUGGGCUCUCCACUGGAACCCUGCUGGGGACCUGCAAGGUCCUGGGGGGGCUCACCCACUACUGCCUGCUCUGCUGCUUCACCUGGAUGGUGCUGGAGGGCUGUCACCUCUACCUUCUCUUCAUCAAGGUCCUUGGCACCUACAUCCGCCACUACCUCCUGAAGCUGUGCCUUGUGGGCUGGGGCUUCCCCGCUCUUGUGGUGGGAGUGGCAGGAGCCAUUGACAGCUAUGGAGAAUACAGCAUCCAGACCAUGGACCACCAGGUUAUAGCCUGCCUGUGCUGGAUCACUUCCAAACAUUUUCUGGUCCAUUACAUCACCAACUGUGGCUACUUCAGCUUCAUCUUUCUCUUCAACAUAGCUGUUUUUGGGGUGGUGAUCCAGAAGAGCUGCAGUCUGCAGGGCACAGGGGUGGUACAGGGAGACCACAAGGCCUGGAAGGUGGCCCUGGUGGCAGUGGGGCUCUUCUGCCUGCUGGGAGCCACCUGGGCCAUGGCGUUCCUCACCCAUGGCACCUCCUCUGUGGCCAUGCUCUACCUCUUCACCAUCCUCAACUGCAUCCAAGGAAUCUUCAUAUUCAUCUGGCUGGUUGUCCUCUACUACCCAAAGGCAAAGGAAACCGUUGGCUCCUUCUCCCACAUCAUCAGACAUGACAAAGCCACCACAGCCUCCCAGGACUAGCUGCUGGCUACACCUCCUUCCCUGCCUGCGCGUGCCCCUGCUGGGAGUAAGCCUCAAUCCUAACAGAUGCAGCUUCCCACAGAGGAUGAGGGCUCAGUUUACCAUGCCUUAGUUUACCAUGCCUCAGUUUACCCUUCAGUGGGCAUGAUCCACUUUAGCAGUAGAUGCACUUUGCUUCAGCCCAGCCUGCCUUGGGCAAGGUGCUCUGGAGACAUCCCUUCUGCCAAACUCCCUCCAGGCUGCAGCUGCCCCAAGGUCUUGAAACGCCCCCAGUCUCCUUCCCCAGGGACUCUUGUGGGGGCAAGGAGGGAGCCCAUGAACCAUGUACCUCCAGCCAGCAUGGAGCCAUCCUCCUCUGCUAGAGAUGGCCUUUGGUGCUGGACCAACCCAGCAGUGGGUUUUCCUGCUGUUGGAGGUGAGAGGAUUGAUUGACUCCAGCCUGGACUCAGGAGGUUCAGGUCUGGGAAUCAUCAGAAAUAGAGAAAUCCCACGACGUUCUUUGCAAUACAUCCCCUCCGAACAGACCGGGGCUGAGCUCUUUGGGCAGUGAUCUGCUGAACAUCCCUCCUUUUCCAACCAUUUCCAGGAGGUCACCGUGCUUCAGCUGAAUGCACACACGGCCACUCCUCUUCUUUACCUGUGUUUUAGUACUAAAUCUCUGUCAGCUCUCUGA